Molecule: messenger RNA, 1968 nt
Organism: Gekko japonicus
Lineage: Eukaryota; Metazoa; Chordata; Lepidosauria; Squamata; Gekkonidae
Gene: TCP11L1
Product: t-complex 11, testis-specific-like 1
Exons: 10
Coding region: 281-1828 (515 amino acids)
Biological process (GO): signal transduction
Source: RefSeq, a predicted model, not a curated record
CUCCCGCCCUCCUUCCUUCGCCGAGCCUCCCUGCUCGGGUCGCCGCGGCUCUGACUCACGGUUCCCGGCAGACGCUCUCGGCUGGGCAGCGGGCAGACAUGGCGGCGCCCUGCGAGGAGUUAGCGGCUUCCGGCUCUGUGCAAACGCCCGGCUGGCCGUGAAGAGGACUGUCUGCAAGGGGCCUCCGCGACUUAACAUUAUUGUCGCUAGUAUUAGGGCCACCGCGCUUCCCCCCACUCCUGCAGCCGGUCUGAUCUCCGCGUCUCCUUCUCAGCUGAGAAUGUCCCGGGACCAAGACAAGCCAGGUGGCAGUGGAAGAAACUCAAGUGAGUCUGAAGAUGACCAGCAGGACGCCUUAGACAAUCCAGAACAGUCAGUCAGAAAGAAGAUUCGACAAAAUACACCAAGUCCAAGCAAAGGCAACAUGCCUCAAGCUAGCCCCCCUCAGUUUGUAUCGGUGGAAGAGCUGAUGGAAACAGCAAAAGGUGUAACUAACAUGGUAUUAGCCCAUGAGAUUGUUGUCAAUGGAGGUUUCCAGAUUAAACCGGCAGAAUUACCAGAAAACAGCCUGGAAAAAAAAGUCAGAGAUAUUGUCCACAAAGCUUUUUGGGAUUGUCUGGAAGCCCAGUUAAAAGAAGACCCACCAUCAUAUGAUCAUGCAAUUAAACUUGUGGGAGAGAUCAAAGAGGCUCUUCUGUCUUUCUUGCUGCCUGGUCACACUAGAUUAAGAAAUCAGAUUACUGAGGCUCUAGAUCUGGAGCUGAUAAAACAGGAGGCAGAAAAUGGUGCCCUUGACAUUACUAAGCUGGCAGAAUUCAUUAUUGGAAUGAUGGGGACUCUCUGUGCUCCAGCUAGAGAUGAAGAGAUUAAGAAGCUGAAAGAGAUUCAUGAAAUAGUCCCCCUUUUCAGAGCCAUUUUCUCUGUGUUGGACUUGAUGAAAAUGGACAUGGCUAACUUUGCUGUCAGCAGCAUUAGACCACAUUUAAUGCAGCAAUCGGUUGAAUAUGAAAGGAAGAAGUUUCAGGAACUGUAUGAGAAGCAGCCAAAUUCCCUGGACUUUGUCACUGAGUGGCUGCGAGGAGCUGUGGAUGACCUGAGGUACAAACUUCCACCUGCUGUUGGUGAUGCUGCGGCAUCUUCCAGUAGAACUCCCACACUGUGUCAUCUUGCUGUACAGAACCAUGCAUACCUUAAGCUGCUCAAGUGGGAUCAUCUGCAGAAACCAUUUCCAGAGACUGUGCUGAUGGACCAAACGCGUUUUCAGGAAAUGCAGUUGGAACUGGACCAGCUCAUCUUAACAGGCGCUGUUCUUCUGGUAACAUUCAAUGCAGCGGGCACAGCCCUUUCAGGCUUGCCAGGCUUUACCGACAAGCUCAAAACGGGUAUCCGUGUGCUGCUGACUGGGCUACACCCCUCCUCCUCCAACUUGACCGAAGCUUUGGCUACCAUCAGUGAAAAGGUCUGUGCUGAAGUGAGUGGUUGUCUUUCCCAACAUGGAUUCACACCGUUCACACUUGAAAAAGAGACUGUGCUUAAAGGACAGAUCCAGGCUCUGGCCAAUCCUGAUAAUUCCAUAUGCAAAUUGAUAGAGUCCAGAAUCCAGAUGUUUUUAGAAAGCUACCUUGCAUCUGGUUAUCAGAAAUCCAUUCCUGCAAUUCCUGGUGGAUUAGGCGCUAUUCAGCGAGAGCUAGAGGAAAUUGCUGUCAAGUACAUUCGCCUUGUUAACUACAACAAGAUGGUCUUUAGUCCUUACUAUGACGCAGUGCUCAGCAGCAUACUGAAUAAAGAAGAAACAGCUCACUUACAAGGAACACUGGAAGAUGAUUAACCCCCCAGGGUUUUGUUCUUGACAGUAAGGCUUUAAUCCAGAGUAGUGCAAUGAAAGGCUGCAUACCCCUCCUGUUAACACUGAUAAGAACAUAAGAGACGCCAAUGUUGGAUCAGGCCAAAGGCCCAUCCACUCCAACA